AUGGAUAUACGAUAUCGAGCAAUAUAUGGCUCGUUAUUAUUUAUUUUUUUAAUUGCAUGGAUUUUAUUAAUACCUGAACAAAUUAGUCAAUCUUAUCCUCGUGUAUAUGUAGCUAUUCCACCAGCAAAAAAAUUUGAUUAUAUAUUAGAACCUGGUGAUGAUAUAUGUGCAACUGAUGAACCAUUACUUUUAAUUGUUUAUGUUCAUUCAGCAAUAGAAAAUCGUCAUCGUCGAGAGUCGAUUCGUUUAACAUGGGCAUCAUAUUCAACAUUUGGAAAACAUAUAAGAGUUUUAUUUAUGCUUGGUUCAAGUCAAAAUACUGAAUUAAUGAAACAAGUACAAUUUGAAUUUGAUACUUAUCGUGAUAUUGUUCAACAAACAUUUAUUGAUACAUAUCGUAAUUUAACAUACAAAGGUAUAAUGGCAUUGAAUUGGAUAUCACGUCAUUGUCAUCGAGUAUCAUAUAUAUUAAAAACCGAUGAUGAUAUGUUGAUAAAUAUGUUUUCCAUUCUUAAUCAUCUACAUACAUUGACAAAUGUUUAUCCAACUGAAGCAUGGAAUUCAACAAUAGCUUGUCUUCUAUGGACACGAAUGCGUGUUUCACGAGAUCCAUCAUCGAAAUGGUUUGUUUCAUCUGAUGAAUAUCCCUAUGAACAUUAUGCACCAUAUUGUUCGGGUUCGGCUUAUUUUAUAACUCGAGAUUUAAUUCAACCACUUGUUGAAGCAACUCAACAUAUACCAUUCUUUUGGAUUGAUGAUUAUUAUAUAACAGGUCUUUUACCACGUGCAAUACAAUCAUCAGUUCAUGUUAAUUAUUUAUAUAUUAAUUCUCUUUUUGUUGUCAAUGUUGACCUAGUUGAACAACGUUUUCUUUCACCAUUUGGUCUUUCUUCCCUUGUUUUUGCCCAUAUGCCCUUGUCAGUUAAUCGUCUUUUAUAUGUCUGGCAAAAUUUAAUGUCAAAUAGUCAUGCAGCACAAAAAUAUCGCAAUCGAACAUUUUACUAG
Adineta steineri is the source of this 1005-nucleotide messenger RNA. Lineage: Eukaryota; Metazoa; Rotifera; Eurotatoria; Adinetida; Adinetidae. The record is from the annotation of a GenBank genome assembly.